Messenger RNA from Emiliania huxleyi CCMP1516, 1537 nucleotides. RefSeq lists its product as hypothetical. Gene Ontology annotation, biological process: lipid metabolic process. Bases 28 to 1395 code for a protein of 455 amino acids. The record is from RefSeq and is a predicted model, not a curated record. The transcript has 3 exons. Gene Ontology annotation, cellular component: membrane. Gene Ontology annotation, molecular function: oxidoreductase activity, acting on paired donors, with oxidation of a pair of donors resulting in the reduction of molecular oxygen to two molecules of water; heme binding. Lineage: Eukaryota; Haptophyta; Isochrysidales; Noelaerhabdaceae.
CGCCGAAGCGAAGACGCCUCGAAAGGGAUGUCCCUCGCCGCAAAGGACGCUGCUUCGGCGCACUCGUCUGUCCUCGACCCCAAGUACCAUGGCGCGACCAACAAGUCGCGCACGGACGCGGCCGACCUCACCGUCUCCUCGAUCGACACGAGCAAGGAGAUGAUCAUCCGCGGCCGCGUGUACGACGUGAGCGACUUUAUAAAGCGCCACCCGGGCGGCUCGAUCAUCAAGCUGUCGCUGGGGAGCGAUGCCACGGACGCGUACAACAACUUCCACAUCCGGUCAAAGAAGGCGGACAAGAUGCUCCGCGCCCUCCCCUCGCGCCCCGUCGCGGACGGCUUCGCGCGCGACGCGCUCUCGGCCGACUUUGAGGCCCUGCGGGCGCAGCUGGAGGCGGAGGGGUACUUUGAGCCCAACCUGUGGCACGUGGCGUACCGCGUGGCUGAGGUGGUCGCCAUGUACUGGGCGGGCAUCCGCCUCAUCUGGGCCGGCUACUGGUUCCUCGGCGCGAUUGUCGCCGGCAUCGCGCAGGGCCGGUGCGGCUGGCUGCAGCACGAGGGAGGUCACUACUCGCUCACGGGCAACAUCAAGCUGGACCGGCACAUGCAGAUGAUCAUCUACGGCCUUGGCUGCGGCAUGUCCGGCUGCUACUGGCGCAACCAGCACAACAAGCACCACGCCACGCCCCAAAAGCUCGGCGCCGACCCGGACUUGCAGACGAUGCCGCUCGUCGCCUUCCACGGCCUCAUCGGUGCAAAGGCGCGCGGCGCGGGCAAGUCGUGGCUCGCGUGGCAGGCGCCUCUCUUCUUCGGCGGCGUGAUCACCACCCUCGUCUCCUUCGGCUGGCAGUUCGUGCAGCACCCGAAGCACGCCCUCCGCGUGGGCAACCAGCUCGAGCUCGGCUACAUGGCGCUGCGGUACGCGCUCUGGUACGCCGCCUUUGGCCACCUCGGACUCGGCGGCGCGUUCCGGCUCUACGCCUUCUACGUCGCCGUCGGCGGCACCUACAUCUUCACCAACUUCGCCGUCUCGCACACGCACAAGGACGUGGUGCCGCACGACAAGCAUAUCUCGUGGACGCUCUACUCCGCCAACCACACGACCAACCAGUCGAACACGCCGCUCGUCAACUGGUGGAUGGCCUACCUCAACUUCCAGAUCGAGCACCACCUCUUCCCCUCGAUGCCGCAGUACAACCACCCCAAGAUUUGCGGCCGCGUCAAGCAGCUCUUCGAGAAGCACGGGGUCGAGUAUGACGUGCGCACCUACGCUAAGUCGAUGCGCGACACCUACGUCAACUUGCUCGCCGUCGGGAACGCGUCGCACAGCCUCCACCAGCGCAACGAGGGCCUCACCACGAGGGAGAGUGCGGCCGUGCGCGUGACGGGCCACUGAGCGCCGCCCUCACGGCCGCCCGCUCCAGCGGACCGCCCUCCGGUCACGCGGCGCGCGCGCGCCUGGGAGGAGUAAUAAUGCACACACACCAGUCGGUGCGAUGUAGUAGGAGUUAUGGAAGACGUUUCACAGUCAAAAAAAA